Cicer arietinum (chickpea) is the source of this 2127-nucleotide messenger RNA. Its product is annotated as mitotic checkpoint serine/threonine-protein kinase BUB1. Gene Ontology annotation, biological process: meiotic sister chromatid cohesion, centromeric; protein phosphorylation; mitotic spindle assembly checkpoint signaling. Gene Ontology annotation, molecular function: protein kinase activity; ATP binding. The record is from RefSeq and is a predicted model, not a curated record. Lineage: Eukaryota; Viridiplantae; Streptophyta; Magnoliopsida; Fabales; Fabaceae.
AUUCAAAUUGGUGGAAUUAGAAUAAGCGCGCUCGCUUCACUUCAGUCAUCCAACUCAACUCAACUCAACUCAAUGGCCAACUCCCUCACUUUCAGAACUAAAACCGCCACCGACGAUCCUCUCUUGCCCUUUCUCCGGUCAAUCAGGACUGCCCUAGAAGAUUCUAAUGGCUCCAGUGAAAAUUUCACCAACUUACUCAGUGAUUGCAUCACUAUAUUCAAGGACAAUCACCGUUACCGAGACGAUCCCAGAUUCCUCAAGAUCUGGCUCCUUUAUAUGGGAGUUAGUGAUGAUUUUUAUAGAGUUUUCAAAGAAAUGAUGGAUAGUAAUGUAUGUGCCAAAAAUGCUUCACUUUAUGUGUUAUCUGCAAGUUUUUUUGAAGCAAAGGGUAGAUUGUGCGAUGCCCAAACGGUCUAUAAGCUCGGCAUUUCCAGAAAUGCAGAGCCGAUUGAGUCGAUGAAGAAGGCAUAUACCUUAUUUCUCAGUAGAAUGUCCGAAAUAUGUAAUACUGCUUCAAAUCAGAAGGUUGAUUAUAAAGAAUCUCCUAUAUUGGAAAAUAAUGGCAUUAAUCCAUGGGACCCCUCUACUAUGAAUGACCUUUUGAAGAAGAUAUAUCCUUUAAUUACAAAAUUUGAUGGGUAUCAUUCGAACACUAAAUCUUAUACAGGAAAAGUGGCCUUGUCUACUUUGAAGAAUGCAUCAAGGAAUAAAGUUAUAGAGAUAGGUGGAAUGAAGUACCAUAUCAAGGGCUGUGCUGGACAGGGUGGUUUUGCUCAAGUAUACAAGGCACACGUCAACAGUGAUCCUGAUGAUGUUGUGGCACUAAAGAUACAAAAGCCAGCCUUCUCUUGGGAAUUUUACAUGUAUCGUCAGCUUGAUCAGCGCAUCUCUGGUAGAGAAAGGUCAAGCUAUGGUUUCGCUCACAGAAUUCAUCUCUAUUCUGACUGUAGCAUACUCGUCUGUGACUAUUUAUCUCAUGGGACACUACAGGAUGUCAUCAACUCAUAUGUGGUCAUAGGAAAAUCCAUGGAAGAAGUGUUGUGUAUAUACUACACAAUUGAAAUGUUGCACAUGGUUGAAACCUUGCAUGAUGUUGGAUUGAUACAUGGUGAUUUCAAGCCUGAUAAUCUACUUAUUCGCUAUGCUAGGGGUAGCCUCACAGAAGAUGAGUUUUUGGAUCGAUGUGGUUCUUGGCCUGAUCAGGGUCUUUGCCUUGUUGACUGGGGAAGAGGGAUCGAUCUACAUCUCUUUUCAGAUAACACAAUAUUUAAGGGAGAUUGCAGAACAUCUGGUUUUCGAUGCAUUGAAAUGCAAGAGGAUAAGCCGUGGAAAUUUCAGGUAGAUGCAUAUGGCCUUUGCGCUGUUGUUCAUGUGAUGCUGCAUAAUUCCUAUAUGGAAAUUGUCAAAAAAGAAUCAUCUGAUGGGGGCUUUGUGUAUCUUCCCAGACUACCCUUUAAACGUUACUGGAACAUCGAGCUUUGGAAAAAUUUCUUCACUAAGAUGCUAAAUAACUACCCCGGCCGUGAUGAUAGGAAGUUGCUGCAGGAAUUGAAGAAGUCCUUCCAGGACUAUAUGGGCUCUGAUCCUCAACAUAUUAGGAAACUAAAGGAGUUACUCGGGAAGCAAAGGAUUUCUCUGUGUUCUGCUUAGUGUUUUAAGAUCAUUAUACAUCCAUUUCUAGUUUAAUCGUCUUUGCAGCUGCCGAGUACAUAAAACACAAUGCAAGCAAUCAAAGGCAGAUUAUGAAGGUAUAAAUUUUCCACGCUCCUUAUGGACAGGACGCUUUCAAAGUGAGUUUGUUUUGGGGGCAUGCCGGUGUAUUUAACCUUCAACUUUAUUGGGUUAAAUAUUACAAUACUUUAAAUUGAGUAAAAAUAGAUCAUCCUUAUUUGCUCAUUGAGAAAUAAACUAAUGUUUAAGAGUCCUCCCUCCUCCUUUUAAUGGCCAUGCAUGCCUCUAUAGAUGCUAAUUUUUAGUCUAUUGUUAGUUUGAGUAACGGUUUUUCAAUGGUGUAAUGUAAAUGCAGAGGGUUGUAAUUUGUUGUAUGACUGUUGUACAAGCGAUCAUGUUUAUUGUCUUGGACGUUUAUCUAGUGUAAAUCAAUUGUAUUUGUGAGUCCUUUCAUUG